AUGGGUGUAAAUUUGGUGGUUCCAGUGGUAUCUGACUACAAAGGUCAGCUGUUCAACAAGGAGCCAAUGAUUCAGUUCCUGUUGGAAAAGGGGUACACCAAGAAACCCGAGUUUGCACAUAUCAACACGCUGAAGGACUUGGUGGAGCUUGAUAUCAAGCUGGAUGGUGACACCCUCCGGUGCGAGCUGGCGUCGGCAAAAUACGACCGCACGUCCGCUGCGAUCCCAAAGUUUGCAUACAUCGUCCCAUGCGGGUGUACGAUGACGAAAUCACCGCUUAUACAGCUCAUCGCUCCCGCAAAAGGCGGCGAGUUCACAACUACAAAAUGCCCCAUCUGCAACCAGGAAUUCUCGAGCCGCGACGUGAUCGACAUCGACCCGGACGAACAGGAGCUCGAGAAACUCGAGGUGCGCAUCAAAUCGCUCGCUACUGAUGGACUGACUCACUCACUCAAACCCCGCAAGAAAAGAAAGUCGACCACCGAAAAACCGGCAAAAAGGCUCAAAUCUAACUCGAAAAAGCCGUAA
Molecule: messenger RNA, 528 nt
Organism: Ogataea philodendri
Lineage: Eukaryota; Fungi; Ascomycota; Pichiomycetes; Pichiales; Pichiaceae
Exons: 2
Coding region: 1-528 (175 amino acids)
Biological process (GO): mitotic DNA replication termination; site-specific DNA replication termination at RTS1 barrier
Cellular component (GO): nucleus
Source: RefSeq, a predicted model, not a curated record